Corylus avellana is the source of this 2744-nucleotide messenger RNA. The record is from RefSeq and is a predicted model, not a curated record. NCBI's taxonomy places the organism in Eukaryota, Viridiplantae, Streptophyta, Magnoliopsida, Fagales, Betulaceae.
GACAUGGUGGGCGACACAAUAAUAACUCGUUGAAAACUUUUUUGGAGUGUGAAAUGAUAAGAGGAAGAAAGCGCCUAAACUCGGAAGGAAAUGGACGUUCAAGAUUGAAUAAGGAAAAAUCGAACGAUGUGAAGGAAAUGGAUAUUGAUUACUGCAGAUUUUUUCAUUUUCAUUUUCCCUAGCUGAUCAAGAGGAAAAACGAAAAAGGACCGACAAAAAUUAUUAACAGGAAAGAGGAAGAAAGGGUCUGAAUGGAAUCCCUGAAGGAGUGAGGCGUGAGGAAUAGUAUAUCUAACUUUCAAACCAGCCAUUCUUUUUUAAGUUCUUUUUAAGUUGGUCUACAGGUGAGCUCGCCUCUACUGCACAUUGAGACUUUCAAGCUGCAGUUUUGGAACACAGCUCGUCCAACCCUAUUAAGGAUGACAAAACUUAUUCUAUCACAAUACCGCUAUAGUGAUUACAACAUUUAUGACAGUUGGAGUGUGUUGAUGGAAAGCUAUUUGUUAGCUCAAGAUCUUUGGGACAUUGUCCAAGCAACCACCGAACCUCCUAAACCAGAAGAUGAUGUUGAAUUUAAGGCUUGGACCAAAAAAAAUGCUGCAGCUUUAUAUGCAAUUCAAAGUAGAUGCGACGAGGACAUACUCUUGGAGAUUAAGGGAAUCAGUUCCGCUAGAAUUGUUUGGGAUGCAUUAGCUACAAAGUAUGGGCCAAAGUCCCCAACAGACAUGCCAGGUCAAGGUGACUCCAAACCAGACAUCCCACGUGACUCUCCAUCAGACAGCCCACGUCACCUCAAUUCAGACAUCCCAGCGGAAAACUGCUCACACGUAAGCACUGUAAUCCCCGAAUAUGAUCCCUUACGUGUGGCUAUCAAUAGUGGUGACUGGGAUGCUGCAAGCGAUUUCCUUAGGAGAGAAGAUGAUGCAAAGAGAGCAAGAAUUUCAGUCAAUGGACGUAGAGUUCUUCACGUGGCUGUCUUUGCGGGACAUAUGGAAAUUGUGGAAAAGUUAGUGCAGUUAUUGUCGGUAGCAGAGUUGGAAAAAAGAGACGAUUUUGGUUUGACAGCUCUAGCCCAGGCUGUUAUUCUACAAAAUAUUCGGAUGGUAGAUUGCAUGCUUACAAAGAACACUAACUUACUUAACAUCCGAGACAGUAAGAAACGUAUUCCACUUAUAACGGCUCUAAAGUUUGGAAAUAUAGAAGUGGCUCGCCAUCUCUAUUUUGUCUCUCUAGAAAAUCAUCAAACAUUAAGUGACAUUGAUGCUUCCACGGCUCUUACCGGGUUCAUACUUCUCAAUAAUUUUGAUGUUGCUCUGGACUUGCUCAAGCGUUACCCAAGUUCUGCUAUUGUUCCGAACAUGUAUAAGAGCUCCCCUUUGGCAGCAUUGGCUUCCAAGUCUUCUGCAUUCCCCAGUGGGAACCAGCUCUCGUUCUGGGAAAAGUGGAUCUAUGCCUGUAUAUCCAUUCCAUCAACAGAUUCCACCAAUGAUAUUCAGAUAGAUAUCCACCAAAGUGAUCACGUAAAGAUGAGCGGAUCAGGAAUCAAGAAACAUUUAUAUGAAACAAAGUUGCUUCAUCACCAAGCCAGACAACUUCUAGUUCAAAUGUGCAGCGAAGUAAGGAAAAUGGAUAGAGAUUGUGUUAAUGAAGCCAUCCUCCAAGCCGUCGAGGGAGGAGUUGUUGAGUUUAUUGAUGAGAUAGUUAAAGUAGAUGGCCGGCUUCUCUAUUCCACUGAUGCAGAGGGAAGAAACUUAUUUUUUUAUGCUGUCCUACAUCGCCAAGCUAAAAUAUUUAGCUUUAUAUACCGACUUGAUGUGAAGAGUUUAAUUACAAAUGCUCUGGAUAGCUCAAGUAACACUAUCUUGCACAUGGUAGCGAUGUUAGAACAUUCCACUGAACGUGAUCGAAUUACAGGUGCUGCUUUGAAAAUGCAGAGCGAACUUCGAUGGUUUAAGGAUGUGGAGAAAGUUUGCCUUCCUUGGAUUCACGAUAUUCGAAAUGAUACAAAUAUGACAGCCAAAGAACUUUUUAUCCAUAACCACAAGGACAUGUUGAAGGAAGGAGAGAAAUGGAUGAAGGGCACCGCAACUUCUUGUACAGUGGUAGGAGCUCUGAUUAUUACCAUUAUGUUCACUGCAGCAUUUACUGUUCCAGGUGGUAACAAUCAAACUACAGGAUUUCCAAUAUUCUCAGAUAAAAAGUUGUUUACGGUUUUUAUCAUAUUUGAUGCAUUAUCACUUUUUUCUGCAUCAACUUCAGUAUUGAUCUUUUUGGGAAUGGUUACAUCGCGCUAUGCAGAAGACGAUUUUUCACGAUCCUUGCCUCUUAAGAUGAUAAUAGGACAUUACACUCUUUUCUUCUCUAUUGCAACUAUGAUGGUCGCCUUCUGCGCUGGUCUUUUCAUUAUGGUACCCAAAAAAUCAUGGAUGGUCAUUCCUGCCAUUUGCCUUGCUAGUGUUACUGUCAUCCAAUUCGCUUGUAUGCUAUUUCCCCUUCUUGUCUACAUGUUGAAACAAAUCUCAACAUAUCGACUAGGUACGAGGCAUCUUCAUCGUUUGUUCUAAGCAAUUUAUUUUUAGAUUUGAUGCAGACGUGUUGCUUAAUAGUUUGGGUUACUAAAGACAAUAUGAAUUUACAAUGAACAAUUGGUGAUGAUUCAGUUUGUGAUGUAUUAAGCAGUUGGGUCUCAUUGUUUAGUGGUUUAGACAUUUUAUGACGAGAUAAAUAAAUCUAUUAGCUAGUCA